This is a messenger RNA of Oryzias melastigma (Indian medaka), 1746 nucleotides long. RefSeq names its product solute carrier family 22 member 6, like (gene slc22a6l). Bases 35 to 1717 code for a protein of 560 amino acids. Gene Ontology annotation, cellular component: membrane. Gene Ontology annotation, biological process: transmembrane transport. The record is from RefSeq and is a predicted model, not a curated record. Gene Ontology annotation, molecular function: transmembrane transporter activity. Lineage: Eukaryota; Metazoa; Chordata; Actinopteri; Beloniformes; Adrianichthyidae. The transcript is spliced from 10 exons.
UUUGACAAUUCGGCGGCCGGAUCUCUGCUAAAGUAUGGCUUUCGGAGACAUCCUGGAGCAGGUAGGGAGCACGGGACGCUUCCAGGUGGUGCACGUAACCCUCCUCUGCAUACCCGUCCUGAUGAUGGCCAGUCACAACCUCCUGCAGAACUUUGUGGCCAUGGUGCCCCCUCACUACUGCAGCGUCCACGCAAACUUCUCUCAGUCCCGGCUGAGUCCCGAGGAGACGCUGCUGGUCACCGUGCCUCUGGACCAAGCGGGGAAGCCACACAGGUGCCAAAGGUACGCUGCUCCACAGUGGCACCUCCUGGAUAGGAAUGGGAGCUUCUCCUCGGAGGGACAAGCGGAGGAAGGUUUGGCCGCUGAGCUGCAGGAGUGCAGAGAUGGAUGGUCCUACAACAUGACGGAAAUGGCCUCCAGCAUCAUCUCUGAUUGGGAUUUGGUUUGCGAUAUGCGUUCUUUGAAGCAAAUGGGACAAACCGUUUACAUGGGAGGUGUGCUGGUGGGGGCUAUCGUCUUUGGGGGCCUCUCGGACAGGUACGGUCGACGCAUCCUCCUGCUCAUCUCCAACAUGCUGAUGGCCGUGGCGGGAACCUGUGCUGCCUUCUCCCCUUCAUUCCCGCUCUUCUGCCUGUUCCGGUUCGGAUGCGGGAUGGCCCUGUCAGGCCUGGGACUCAACACCUUCUCACUGAUCGUGGAGUGGAUCCCCACUCGCAUCCGGACCGUCACAGGAACCAUCACAGGCUACUGUUACACUCUGGGUCAGCUGAUCUUGGCGGGCAUUGCUUAUUUCAUCAGAGAUUGGAGGUGGUUGACCCUAGCUGUGUCUCUGCCCUUCUACAUCUUCUUCCUCAUUUCCUGGUGGUUUCAUGAAUCGUCGAGAUGGUUGGCUCUGAACAAUAAGCCUGAAUUAGCCGUCAAGACUCUCAAAAGUGUGGCCAGAUUCAAUGGACGCCAUGAAGAGGGAGAAAAAAUUGACAUUAAAAUGCUGCAAGAGUCGAUGAAGAAGGAGAUGUCGUCUUCAAAGGGCUCCUACUCUGUCCUGGAUCUGUUUCGCACCCCAAAAAUGCGAAAAAUGACCAUCUGCCUCAGUGCUGUCUGGUUAUCGACCAGCUUCGCCUACUACGGUCUUGCGAUGGAUCUGCAGAAGUUCGGCGUAGACAUCUACUUGAUCCAGGUGAUCUUUGGCGCGGUGGACAUCCCUGCUAAAGUGGUCAUCACCACGUGUAUGAGCUUCAUAGGACGCCGGCCGUCCCAGUGUGGCGCUCUCAUCAUAGCGGGAGUCACUAUUCUGAUCAACGUGAUGGUCCCUUAUGAUAAACAGACUCUGCGGACAUGCUUAGCCGUGGUGGGCAAAGGCUGUCUGGCCGCAUCCUUCAACUGCUGCUACCUUUACUCCGGAGAAUUGUACCCAACCAUCAUCCGUCAGAACGGCAUGGGUUGGGUCUCCAUGAUGGCCCGAAUCGGAGCCAUGGUGGCCCCCAUGGUGCUGCUCGCCGGGGACCACAUUCACUGGCUGCCAGGUUUCAUCUACGGCGGAGCUCCAAUCCUCUCCGGGGUGGCGGCCGUAUUUCUCCCAGAAACCCUGGGCACACACCUCCCCGACACGAUUCAAGAUGUGGAGGAGAGGGAAUCACCGAAAAGUUCCAAAAUGCCUCCAAAGGAGGCCGUAAGCUUACAAGACACGCAAACGAAUCUCCUCAAGCAGGCCGUCUGACAACUCUUCCGUGCUCCUGCCUCCUGUUA